Malassezia vespertilionis is the source of this 798-nucleotide messenger RNA. RefSeq names its product 1-(5-phosphoribosyl)-5[(5-phosphoribosylamino)methylideneamino]imidazole-4-carboxamidisomerase (gene HIS6). The record is from RefSeq and is a predicted model, not a curated record. Gene Ontology annotation, cellular component: cytoplasm. Gene Ontology annotation, molecular function: 1-(5-phosphoribosyl)-5-[(5-phosphoribosylamino)methylideneamino]imidazole-4-carboxamide isomerase activity. Bases 1 to 798 code for a protein of 265 amino acids. Gene Ontology annotation, biological process: L-tryptophan biosynthetic process; L-histidine biosynthetic process. Lineage: Eukaryota; Fungi; Basidiomycota; Malasseziomycetes; Malasseziales; Malasseziaceae. The transcript has 2 exons.
AUGCCGCGUCGACGCAGCCAGUUUCGGCCGUGCAUCGAUCUGCAUCAUGGCAAGGUAAAGCAGAUUGUAGGAGGUACUUUGUGCGACGAGCCGGGUCAAGGGGAGAAGAGUUUGUCAUUGCGCACCAAUUUCGUCGCAGAGCAUCCGUCUGCCUACUACGCCGAGCUGUACAAGCAACACGACUUGCGCGGCGGCCAUAUUAUCAAGCUUGGCCCUGGCAAUGAUGCCGCUGCCAAAGAGGCCAUUGCUGCAUGGCCAAAUGGGAUGCAUGUGGGCGGUGGGAUUGAUGCGACGAACGCCAAAGCGUGGAUUGACCAAGGUGCAGAGAAGGUGAUUGUCACCUCCUACCUUUUCCCGAAUUGCACAUUUUCCAUGGCCAGGCUUUUGGAGCUAGAGCGGGUUGUAGGCAAGGAGCGGCUCGUCGUCGAUAUCAGCUGCCGGCGGCGCGAGAAUGGAUGGGUCGUCGCAAUGAACCGAUGGCAGGAUCUUACCGACAUGGUACUCAGCAAGGAAUCGCUUGAUACCGUUUCUGCACACUGCAGCGAGCUGCUUAUUCAUGCAGCCGAUGUCGAAGGUCUGUGCCAAGGGAUCGAUGAGGAGCUUGUACAAAAACUGGGCGAAUGGGCCACGAUUCCCGCGACGUACGCCGGCGGCGCGCGCCAUAUCGAGGACUUGGAACUGAUUGAUCGGCUCUCGAAUGGCAGCGUCGACCUCACGUUCGGUAGCGCACUCGAUAUUUUUGGCGGCACCGGCGUCACCCUGGCCAGUCUUGUAGCUCGACGCGAUCGUGCUCCAUAG